AUGGUCGUCAAGGGCUCUUGUAACUGCGGCCGCAUCCGCAUCACUAUGGACAAUCCCACACCAUCUGGGGGCGGCGUGAUGAUUUGCUACUGCCUUAAUUGUCGAAAGCAGAGUGGCGCCGCCGGCACCUAUGUCGUCGUGGUGGAGAACAAAGACAUGGUCUUGACCGGUAGUCCCAAGAAAUUUCUCGACACCAAUACCGCCUGUGGCCGGCCAUUGGAUCGAUAUUUCUGUUAUACCUGUGGAUGUCCGAUUAUGUAUCGAAGUGAGACUGUUUUGCCCGGAAAGUCACUCCUCAUGUUCGGUCUCUUUGACGAUAUUCCCAAGCCGGUGGCAGAGGUGUGGACCAAGCGUCGGCCGGAGUGGAUCCCAGCGACUUCAAAAGUUCUACAAUAUGUGACGGAUAUUCCUGACGAUGUGAGCGGAGAGGAGGCCAAGAAACUGGGCUGGUGA
Aspergillus eucalypticola CBS 122712 is the source of this 453-nucleotide messenger RNA. Its product is annotated as GFA family protein. Bases 1 to 453 code for a protein of 150 amino acids. The record is from RefSeq and is a predicted model, not a curated record. Gene Ontology annotation, molecular function: carbon-sulfur lyase activity. Lineage: Eukaryota; Fungi; Ascomycota; Eurotiomycetes; Eurotiales; Aspergillaceae. The transcript is spliced from 4 exons.